AUGAGUGGCCACCCGCAGAAGAUCGGUAAUUAUCGGGAGAAGCUUCGUGCCAACCAGCGGAAGAUUGGCACCCUCUGGGAGGAACCCGAUGACUAUCGCAAGAGCCCUCGGUCUCAAUCUCAACCUCAACCUCAGCCACCGGAUAUCGCCGAAGGACUCUGCCUGCUAGAAAGGGCGCGAGAACAAGCCGAAUCUCAGCCGGAUAUGGAGGAAGAACUCCGCUUGUUAGAAAAGGCAAGGGCAGAGAUACUCAAUUGGCGUGACAAGGCUAUAGCUAUCCUACGCCAGGAAUCGAGGGAAGACUGCCAAGAAGCCGUCAAAGCAUUGGAGAGAGGUGCAUGGAUGAUGCUCGCCGACUUGGAGGAGGCUGAUACUUCGCCGCUGGCCCAGGCUGAGGCUGAGGAUGUUUCUGAUAAAUGGACGCCCGAAGAUGAAAUGACAUUGCUGCUCCUUAUAGAAAAAGAGUCGAGAGUCAAUAGAGAGAAGGCCAGAUCUCUACUGGCUCAACUACCGAGCAAUAACAGCCAAACCAGGAGCAUCCGCAAGAAAAUUUGA
Messenger RNA from Penicillium egyptiacum, 555 nucleotides. NCBI's taxonomy places the organism in Eukaryota, Fungi, Ascomycota, Eurotiomycetes, Eurotiales, Aspergillaceae. The record is from the annotation of a GenBank genome assembly.